Molecule: messenger RNA, 2036 nt
Organism: Caenorhabditis angaria
Lineage: Eukaryota; Metazoa; Nematoda; Chromadorea; Rhabditida; Rhabditidae
Source: the annotation of a GenBank genome assembly
AUGAAUAAUCAUUCAAAUGAAGGAACAUCCAGAAAACGUCGAAAUCGAACAUCAUCAGAAGGUGUGGCUGCCAAGAAAAAUCGACAAUCUACAGAAAAACCCAAAAAAGCGCCGCAAAAAAUCGGAAAACGCGAGUUGAAGAAGCCGAAGAAGAAAACCAAAAGGUCUAGGAGAAAGACGACUGGAAAACGUCAGAAAAUUUGCCAAAUUUUCGAAAAAGCUUUGACCGAUUCGCCAACUCUUCCACCAAUUUAUCAUCUUUUCAAAACUCUUGAUCCAAGUGGUACGCCAAGAGCUUCGCUAGUUGAACUUAUUCGAACUCUUCAGAUUUCGACAAUUGUCAAAGAUGUAGGUUUUUUGAAGUUGGAAUUAAAUUCAAAAGAAAAAGUAUUUUUCCUUGUUUAGAUUCAUUUCAUAACUCAAGAUGCUUGGAAAUCAAUAACUAAUAUAACAACAAUGUUUGCGAUAGAAGAAGAUGAACCAGGACAUGGAUUAUUUCUGAAAUAUCGGCCGAUUUACAAUCCAAAGAAAUGUACAGUUUAUAUCGAUAAUUUGCCAGAUGGCUGUAAAAAAGAAAAACUUCAAAGAUUAGCAUCUUGUUAUGGAAAUGUUGCGGAUAUUACAAUUAGUCGAAAAGGUCCAAGAAUUGUAAAAGGCGCGAAAAAACCAAUCAAUGUUGGAUCACGUGAGAAAAGUUUCGGUUUUAUACGAUUUGUUGAUGAAGAAUCAGCAAAAUCAAUGAUUGAGGUGAUUUUUUAUUUAUUUUUUUUACGUAUUUUGAUUAAAAUUUUUUUGAAUUUCAGAAAUUUCGAUUAAAUGAUCCUUCUGAAUUGAUUGAUGAAAAUGGAGUUAGGAAACAAGGAUUUUAUGAUUUAUACGCUAUCAAAUUAUUGAGAGAAAUACGAUUGUGAGGAAUAUUUUUUGAGAGAAAUUUAUUUUACCAUUGUUUUUUGCAGCUUGAGAUUACGAAGACGCCGUCGAACUCUUCCACAGAUUUUCCGAUUAGCGAGAUUGCGAUCAAAGUUGCAAGCUUUGAGAAAUUUGAAUAUUGCGUGUAGAAAGAAGAAACAUGGUGAGAAAAUGGGAAAUUUCACACGCUUUUACAGAACAAAUAAAUUUUAACGAAAUCCUAAUAUACAGGUAUAGGCAGAGCGCAGAGAAACGCAUCUUUCGUGUAUAUAUCUGUUGUCUACCCAUGCAUGUAUGCAUGUAUAUUAGGCUCCGCCCAUUUUCGUUAAAAUUUAUUUGUUAUUUAACUUUUACUGAAAUUUCGAGUUUUUCAACAGGAAUUUUGAAAACAUUUGAUGAAUUUUCCAUUUAGGAGCUCAAUUUUGAUACGAAAAAAUUUUCAAAAAUUUUUACAGGUUCGCUGCGUCGCAACACUUGGAAACGUAAUCAUCAAAACAAUCAUCGCGACAAAUAUCUUCCCGAUCCAACACCAUCCACAUCAUCUGCCGCCCCACUCCCAGUGACACCCAGAAAACCUGCCAAAUUGAAUCCUCCACUACCAGAUCUAACACCUUCGCCUUCAACUUCGAAAAACAAAUCAGCUGCCAGAAAAUUGCCUGAGGACAAGGAUAAGAAAAAGAAAAAUGGUGUGGAAACACCAAAAAAGAAGAACGGUUUGGUGGGAAAUAAUAAUAAGAAAAAGAGGAAGAAGAGACGAAAAUUGAAGUAUGGUUCGAGAAAAUUGCCAAAUUAUAUACCGGGUCGAAGUGUUCAACAGUAUUUUGAACGGGUUCAAUGUUUUUCUAUGUGAGUUUUUGGAAUUGCAAGAUUUUCUGGGAAAAAACUGGCUUUUCAGAAAAAUAAAAUUUAAAUUUCUUUCCUCAAAAUUUGAACCAUUUUUUUCAUAAUUCAAAAAUCUGAAACACCCGAAAAAUAUCAUUUUUCAAAUCCUAUAAAAAUUACUCCCCAUUUUUUCUAAUCAAAUAUUUUUUUUCAGGGAACGAUACGAAGAAUUGAAGGCGGAAUAUCUGAAUUUGUUAUCCGAGGAAAAAUCAAAAAACGAAGAAAAUAAAAAUAAUAAAAAUUAA